Messenger RNA from Trypanosoma conorhini, 483 nucleotides. RefSeq lists its product as uncharacterized. Bases 1 to 483 code for a protein of 160 amino acids. The transcript has a single exon. The record is from RefSeq and is a predicted model, not a curated record. Lineage: Eukaryota; Euglenozoa; Kinetoplastea; Trypanosomatida; Trypanosomatidae.
AUGAUAGAAGUCACGCUCAGGGACUGUUUGGCCAUGUAUGACGGCAGCGCCCCCAAAAAAGAUCACGUGACGACCAUGAAGAGGGCGCGGCAGAACCACUGCCAAAGAUCCUGCGACGCGAGGCGCACGGUGUCUGCACUGCCCCUUAACCUUCGUCACCGGGCGCGCGCCCUGAGCAUACAUAUUGGCAGAUUCCGCAACAAGGGCCAAGCGGCGCCCAAAACAACGCUGUGGUUCAGGAACAGCUUGUGCGCGAGUAGUCGCCGGAGCACUUACUCUCCUGUGCGGCCCGACGAGCCUGCUUCAGCCCGUAGGGACCGGAGGUGCGUGGGCUCCAUUUUGGUAAACAACCGGCUUGGCUCCCUUGUGGUCCGUUCAAUCUCCCGAGCUCUCGUCCGCCAUCCUCCUGUAACGACAAUGUGUGUGGAUGGCGCCGCCCGUCUGGCGGUGGAGGGUGCGCCCUUUAUUUCCUUUUUUUCCUAG